AUGAAGUUCACCAUCACCACCGUCUUGGCCGCUGCCCUCGCUUCCACCGCCCUUGCAAACAAUGUCAGCUGUGUCCGUCAGCGUGGGACCAAAGGAGAACAUAUCGUUGGACUCAAAGGUGCUGUCCUGGCAUACGGUGGACAGUACCGCGUCUCCGGCUCGGGAAGCUCCCAAUUCGCUACCUUUGGAAGCGCCAAGUUGACCAUGCGCCGCACCGGUUCCCACCCCUCUUCGCAAAGCUAUACCGACGCCACUACUGUCGCCAACAAGAUCCAAGAAAUCAUCGACUGCUGCUACGACCACGGAUACACUGAGUGUGCUGGCAAUGGCGAUAUCCAAUCCUCUUCCGAUAAGGGCCCUAUCAAUGUCAAUGUUACCCACAAUUAA
This is a messenger RNA of Arthroderma uncinatum, 387 nucleotides long. RefSeq lists its product as uncharacterized. The coding region runs from base 1 to 387 and encodes 128 amino acids. Lineage: Eukaryota; Fungi; Ascomycota; Eurotiomycetes; Onygenales; Arthrodermataceae. The transcript has a single exon. The record is from RefSeq and is a predicted model, not a curated record.